Anolis sagrei ordinatus is the source of this 1464-nucleotide messenger RNA. Lineage: Eukaryota; Metazoa; Chordata; Lepidosauria; Squamata; Anolidae. The record is from RefSeq and is a predicted model, not a curated record.
CAGAAGAUGUCUCAUAAUCAAAAGACGGCCCCAGAAAUGGUAUAAAAGGACCGUCAAUCCGACAGGCACACCACAGCUUCGCUUGGCUCCACUUCUUCGGAAACGUAAUCCAAGCCUUUAAGCAAAAUGCCUCACUUCAAAGGCCAAUCCUACUGCGACCCAAGUGGGGACAGAGUCUACUCCGGAAGCGGCUCUGGUGCCAAUAGGCAGAGAAACCGACGAGGCAGCACUGGCAGCUACUCUGGAGGUUAUGCACAAGGCAGCAGCUGUGGUGACUAUGGUUGCUAUGGUGGCCAAGGAGGUCAACGCUCCGGAAACCAAGGCGGCUACAGCUAUGAUGGCCAAGGAGGCCAGCGCUCUGGAAACCAAGGAGGAUACAGCUAUGAUGGCCAAGGAGGCCAGCGCUCUGGAAACCAAGGAGGAUACAGCUCUGAAGGCCAAAGAGGCCGCCGCCACAGUGGCCAAGGAUCCUACGGUUAUGAUUACCAAAGAGGCCGUCGCUACAGUGAUCAAGGAGGCUACGGCUAUUAUGGGCAUGGAGGCCGUCGUUACAGUGGCCAAGGAGGGUAUGGCAUUGAUGACCAAGGAGGCUAUGGCUGUGAAGGCCGCCGCUUCGGAAACCAAGGAGGCCGUCGCUACAGCAUCCAAGGAGACUGUGGCUAUGGAGGCUAUGGCUUUGGUAUCCAAAGAGGCUGCGGUUAUGGCAGCCUAGGAGGCUUCGGCAACGACGGUGGUUAUGGCAGCCUAGGAGGCUACGGCUUGGGCAACCAAGGAUGCUAUGGCUAUGGUAGCCUAGGAGGCUAUGGCUGCCAAGGAGGCUAUGGCUAUGGAGGUCUAGGAAGACGCAGCUGCCUCCAGCCAAUAGGAUACGGUUGUAGAAGUGGGGGAUACCGCUACGGAGAUUUUGGCUGCCAUUCUCUAGGUAGAGGGCUAUUGGGCCGUGGCUGCUAUGGUAACUAUGGCAGUGGUGGAUAUGGGUAUGGCAGUGAUGGCUGUGGUGUGCGUGCCCUCCUUGGCUACCGCCACAGCAACUGCCAACCAGGUUACGGCUGUGGUUAUCCCAACUAGAAUUCGAUGUCCCUGUCUGCCUCCAUCACUCGGCAUCUUCAUCUGCUACUAAGCCAACCUCCAACUUCACACCACGAAAGAAAACGGACAUGGAAACAAGAAAUCAAUCAACACGAUGUUUGCCACAUGGUUGUUUAGAACUGCUGGGCCUUCCAGAAUUCCCGAAGGAGUUGGUGGAAGCUCAGGACUUCUUUCAGCCAAGCCUGCCUAAGCUUGCUCAGAUCCUUCUGAAAAGAAGGACUUGGACGUUCACAAACCACUUGGCCUUCUGCUCCCGUGGCCUUUGAUGACGGAAACAAUCCUCACGUUGUGUUGUUUCAACCAGCUUGCCAUUCAUGUAAUCCAUGGUUCCCAAAGUAACUAUCAAACAUAUAUAAAGUUUGCUUUGCAUCGCAA